Messenger RNA from Gadus morhua (Atlantic cod), 869 nucleotides. RefSeq names its product class I histocompatibility antigen, F10 alpha chain. The coding region runs from base 20 to 781 and encodes 253 amino acids. The record is from RefSeq and is a predicted model, not a curated record. The transcript has 5 exons. Gene Ontology annotation, biological process: immune response. NCBI's taxonomy places the organism in Eukaryota, Metazoa, Chordata, Actinopteri, Gadiformes, Gadidae. Gene Ontology annotation, cellular component: external side of plasma membrane.
ACCAUCCUCCACACUCAGCAUGGGGGCGUUGGGACUGCUGCUGCUGCUGGGGCUCCUCUCCGGGGGGUCUGCAGUGAUUCACUCUCUGAGGUAUUUCGACACGGGGUCGUCUGGCCUCUCAUCCUUCCCAGAGUUUGUGUCUGUUGGGAUGGUGGAUGAGGUUCAGUUUGUUCACUAUGACAGCGUCAGUGAGAGAGCCGUACCCAAACAGGCCUGGAUGGACCAGCUCACCAGAGACCGCCCAAACUACUGGGACACGGAGACUAGAAUAUAUCAGGGUGACCAGCAGGUCUUCAAGGUCAACAUAGAGAUUGUUAAGAAGCGCUUCAACCAGACGGGAGGUGCCCACGUGUAUCAGAGGAUGUCUGGCUGUGAGUGGGAUGAUGAGGAUGAUACUACUUAUGGUCAUGAACAGUAUGCCUACGAUGGAGAGGACUUCCUAGCGUUUGACCUGAAGACCCUGACCUGGGUCGCUGCAGUACGUCAGGCUGUCCCCUCCAAACUGAGAUUGGAUCAGAAUAGAGCUGGUAAUCAACGCAAGAAGAACUACCUCACCAAGGAGUGUGUUGAUUUGCUGAAGAAGCUACUGGCCUAUGGGAAGAGCACUCUGCAGAGAACAGUACCCCAACACAUCCCUCUCCUCGCACACACUUGGUCUCGCCCGUCUGACGUCACCCCCACACCGCACAAAUGUUCUUCCGGACUUCACGUCGGGUCCUCCCGCAGCCCCCGGCACCCGGAAGCCAGCGCAACCGUAACGUGGCGUCAUGAAUGUGUUUGAAUGUUCUGUGUGUGUUAAAUAAAAGGGUACUUGUAAAUCCCGGUGUCAGUCCUGUUUUUAUCCAUUGCCUGCAGUAACGGGCAGCCGC